Messenger RNA from Anthostomella pinea, 3504 nucleotides. NCBI's taxonomy places the organism in Eukaryota, Fungi, Ascomycota, Sordariomycetes, Xylariales, Xylariaceae. The record is from the annotation of a GenBank genome assembly.
AUGGUUGAGCUACCGGACCCCACGGCCGACCUUGACUGGAGCGGAUAUGUUGGAGCCAUCCACGAGACGUUCCACAGGAACGCGCUGGCCUAUCCCGACAGGCCCUGCGUGACCGAGACCAAGAGUUCUACGUCGCCCACCAGGACCUUCACCUACCGCCAGAUCGACGAGGGCGCCAACACCAUUGCCAACUACCUCCACGAGGCGGGCAUCACCAAUGGCGAUGUCGUCAUGAUCUUUGCCCACCGCUCCGUCGAGCUGGUGUGUGCCUUUAUGGGAACUCUGGCUUCUGGAGCUACCAUAACAGUUCUCGAUCCUCUCUACCCGCCUCAGAGGCAGCAGGUCUAUCUCGAGGUAUCCCAGCCCAAGGCCUUGAUCUCCAUCGGCAAGGCCAUAGACGAGAACGGUCCCCUUGCUCCGUUGGUACAAAAGUACAUCGACGAUGAGCUGUCCAUCAAGACCCAGAUCCCGGACCUCCGCCUCAGUGACGGCGGCGUGCUGUCUGGCGGUGAGAAGGAAGGCCGGGAUAUCUUUGCCAGCGUACGAGCCAAGGCCUCCUCACCCCCCGACGUCCUUGUCGGCCCGGACUCCAACCCAACCCUCAGUUUCACCUCGGGCUCGGAAGGAAAACCCAAAGGCGUCCUGGGACGUCACUAUGGCCUGACAAGGUACUUCCCCUGGAUGGCGAAGCGUUUUAACCUCUCGUUCGAGAGUGUGUUCGCCUGUCUCUCUGGCAUCGCUCAUGACCCCAUCCAGCGAGACAUCAUGACGCCGCUGUGGCUCGGCGCCCAGUUGCUCAUCCCGGCCAGGGAAGACAUCCAGCACGAGAGGCUGAGCGAGUGGAUGAAUCUCUGGUCACCGUCCACAACGCACCUUACUCCCGCCAUGGGGCAGAUCCUCGUCGGUGGUGCCACAGCCAAGUUUCCCUCCCUACGGCACGUCUUCUUCGUCGGCGACGUGCUCACCACUCGCGACUGCAAGGCACUUCGCCAAUUAGGAACUUCUUGCUCCAUAGUAAACAUGUACGGCACCACCGAAACCAGUCGGGCAGUAUCUUACUUCGAGAUUCCCUCCGCCGCCGAGGAUCCGACGGCACUCGACUCAAUCGAGGACACUGUCCCUGCAGGUUGGGGCAUGGAGAAUGUACAGGUCCUCAUCGUUUCUCAAAAAGAUCACACAAAGAUGUGCGGCGUUGGUGAGGUUGGGGAACUGUACAUCAGAGCGGCUGGCUUGGCUGAAGGUUACCUCGGCGAUCCCGAGAAGAACAAGGAGAAGUUCAUCGACAAUUGGUUCGUCGAUAACGCCAAAUGGGCCGAAGCCGACAAGGCCAACAACAAGGGUGAGCCGUGGCGCCGUUAUUACAAAGGGCCCCGCGACAGAUUAUACCGCACAGGAGACCUUGGCCAGUAUCUGCCGUCGGGAGCCGUGCGUGUGUCUGGCCGCAUCGACUCUCAGGUCAAGAUCCGUGGUUUCCGGAUCGAGCUCAACGAAAUCGAUGCCAACUUGAGCGGCAGCCCCCUGAUCCGCGACUGCAAGACCCUCGUUCGAAGAGAUCGAAACGAGGAGCCCAAGCUGGUCAGCUACCUCGUUCCCGAGGUGGCCGAGUGGAAGCGCUGGCUGGCGGCCCAUAAUCACGAGGACGUCCAAGACGAUGGUGUGGAGAUGGGAUCCAGUGUGGUCUAUCUUCAGAGGUUCCGCCGCAUGCAGGCCGAAGUGCGAGAACACCUCAACAGCCGCCUGCCGGCUUACUCGGUGCCCUCGGUCUACAUCAUGCUACAAAAGUUGCCUCUGAACCCGAACGGCAAGGUCGACACCCCGAAUUUGCCCUUCCCCGAUGCUGCCGAGAUGAUGGAGGACGCCUCAGAAGAGGAUCUGAAGAGCUGGGAGGCCAUGUCUGAGACGGAGAAGACCAUGGCCUCGCAGUGGUCGGCCCUGAUUCCGAGCCUGAACUCCAAGACUGUCAAGCCCGAAUCCAACUUCUUCGACUGCGGUGGACACAGUCUUCUGGCCCAGCAGCUUCUCCUCAACGUCCGCAAGAAUUUCGGCGCUGACGUGACCAUUGGCGUUCUUUACGACAGUCCCACCCUCAGAGGCCUGAGUACCCAAGUUGACUGUCUGCGCAAUGGCCAGGCUGUCACAGUUGACAAGGCCACCGAAACCGCCUACGCCAGGUCGUUUGACGAGCUUGUCAGCUCGCUGGACGCCAAGUACCAAGGUGCGGACCCGGAUGCCCUAGCCCCCUCGAGUGGUGCCACGUUCUUCCUGACCGGUGCGACGGGCUUCUUGGGCGCCUACCUGGUCAAGGAUAUCCUGGACAGGGAAAACACCAAGCUCAUCGCGCACACCCGUGGAGCCAAGGACCUUGAGUUCGCCAAGGAUCGUCUCGCGAGGUCAGUCAAGGGCUAUGGCUUGUGGCAGGACGCCUGGGCCGACCGGAUUGUCUGUGUCCUCGGUGACCUGUCGAAGCCCCGGCUCGGGCUCGACGAUGCCAGCUGGAAGCACGUAGCCGAGACGGCGGAUGUUAUCGUCCACAAUGGGGCAUACGUCCAUUGGAUUGCUCGAUAUGAGCAGAUGAUGCGUAGCAACGUCCUCUCCACUAUCGACGCAAUGAAGCUCUGCAACGAGGGGAAGCCCAAGCUAUUCUCGUUCGUUUCGUCGACUUCGACACUGGACACUGACCACUACGUCAACCUCUCUCACGAGCAAACUGCGACCGGGCGCGGAGCUGUGCUCGAGGCUGACGAUAUGCAGGGCAGUCGUGUUGGCCUUGCCACGGGUUAUGGUCAAACCAAAUGGGUAUCGGAGCAGCUCAUCCGGGAAGCCGGCAAGCGCGGGCUCCGGGGCGCUGUUGUGCGUCCCGGAUACAUUCUCGGUAGCCGCCACAGCGGCGUUUCGAACGUCGAUGAUUUCCUGAUCAGGUUCUGGAAAGGUUGUGUCCAACUGGCGGCAAGGCCGUUUAUCGUGAACUCGGUGAAUGCCGUCCCUGUGGACCACGUCGCCCGAGUUGUCGUUGCCGCGGGCCUCAACCCCCUCCCCGGCGUCAACGUUGUGCACGUCACAGCGCAUCCGCGACUCCGUAUGAACGAAUUCCUCUCGGCUUUGGGUUACUACGGCUACAACGUGCCCGAGGUCGACUACGAGGAGUGGAAGACGCAGCUCGAGAAGUUUGUGUCGGCCGGGUCCACGGAGAAGGAUCAGGAACAGAGCGCACUCAUGCCGUUGUUCCACAUGGCGAUGUCGGACCUGCCGUUGUCGACGCGUGCCCCUGAGCUGGACGAUAGAAAUGCCGUGGCGGUGCUCAAGGCCGACGCCGACCGGUGGACUGGCAUCGACGACAGCGCGGGCGAGGGCAUCACCCGCGAGGACAUAGGGAGGUAUCUGCGCUUCCUGGUUGAGAUCAAGUUCAUGCCGUGGCCGACGGGCCGAGGACGCGAGCUGCCACCUAUUGCGGCUGAGAUUGUGCAGGCACAGCGGCAAGUAGGUGGUCGCGGUGGUGCGGCUUGA